CACUGCUGGUGUCGACGUUUCGUGGCGAAUGGCUAAAACCUAAUAAUAAAGAAAAGAAAAAGAGUCAAUUUAGUGCAUUUACUUGCAAUAAAACCCCCUUAAAUCCUAGCUAGAGUUUAAGAUAGGCCUCUAUCGACGCAAGGAAGCCAGUAGCAAAAGCGGUCUCAGUCCCAGCGAAACAAGGGGAAAGCAAAAAGUAUCAAAAUGUCGGAAAUGCAAAUGGAUUGUGCUUUGGAUCUGAUGCGGAGGCUGCCGCCCCAGCAAAUCGAGAAGAACCUCAUCGAUCUGAUAGACUUGGCACCGGAUCUCUGCGAGGAUUUGCUCUCCUCGGUGGAUCAGCCUUUGAAGAUUGCCAAGGACAAGGAGCAUGGCAAGGAUUACCUGUUGUGCGACUACAACCGAGAUGGUGACUCCUACAGAUCCCCGUGGUCGAAUUCCUACUAUCCCCCGCUGGAGGAUGGCCAAAUGCCCUCGGAACGACUGAGGAAACUGGAAAUCGAGGCCAACUAUGCCUUCGAUCAGUACCGCGAGAUGUACUACGAGGGAGGAGUCUCAUCGGUGUAUCUAUGGGAUCUGGAUCAUGGCUUUGCCGCGGUUAUAUUGAUCAAGAAAGCGGGCGAUGGCAGCAAGAUGAUUCGCGGCUGCUGGGACUCGAUUCAUGUGGUGGAGGUGCAGGAGAAGACCACCGGCAGGACGGCCCACUACAAGCUCACCUCGACGGCAAUGCUGUGGCUGCAGACGAAUAAGCAGGGCUCGGGCACCAUGAAUCUGGGUGGAUCCCUCACCCGGCAGCAGGAGCAGGAUGCCAAUGUGAGUGAAUCGUCGCCGCAUAUCGCUAAUAUUGGCAAAAUGGUCGAGGAGAUGGAGAACAAGAUCCGGAACACGCUGAACGAGAUCUAUUUCGGCAAAACCAAGGACAUUGUGAACGGCUUGAGGAGCACACAAUCGCUGGCCGAUCAGCGCCAGCAGGCGGCCAUGAAACAGGACCUCGCAGCGGCCAUUCUGCGACGCAAUGUCAAGCCCGAAUCGAACUGAGCACCGAGCGGCUGAAGGCUGAAUUUUCACAUGAAAAAACCAUCCAGUCUACGAGGGGUCUGUUCUUGAAAUAGGGUAAUUAAUAAGCGAAUUGUAAGGCCUAGAAAUAUUAUCUUAAUGAGAGGCAUUUCCUUAAUAUUUAAACUGCACCCAAACAAUUCCCUGUUACUCACUCUUUUUCACACAGAGUUUAUAAGACCCCUUUUAGCCUGGACCAAGAGCAGACUAAAAAUAUUAAAUACGCAUUUCUAGGCAGUAAAUUUGUUACAUGAGAGAAAAUUGUUACAACACAAAACAAACAUAUUAAAGUAAAUCCUCCCCACAUUGUUGCAAUCUAGAGUCGCGCUUCAUCCACAGUUCAGCCGAAAAUGCCAACUUCGCCGCCCUCAAGACAGUAUCCAUAAGUAUUUGUAUCUUAUUUGUAAUAAUGCAUAUUUGCACCGAAGCCGAGGCACUUGAGUUUCGUUCUUAAUCCUUCCGCGAAUAAAUAUUGUGUUUAUUAAUUGUGACUUUGUGUUUGUGUGUACUCUAACAAUUAGGAGCUCGAAGCAAAAGAAUAUUAACUAAAAUCGCUUUGUGAUUGUAUUAUCCGAGGAAAUGCACAUUACCUUUUCUUCUUUACUUAAUAUUUUUUAACAAACAUUUUUGGAAGGCAAGGAGAAAUUUUAUACAAAGAGAAAACUAAUAAAUAUUGAAUUAUA
This is a messenger RNA of Drosophila takahashii, 1736 nucleotides long. RefSeq names its product F-actin-capping protein subunit beta (gene cpb). NCBI's taxonomy places the organism in Eukaryota, Metazoa, Arthropoda, Insecta, Diptera, Drosophilidae. The record is from RefSeq and is a predicted model, not a curated record. Gene Ontology annotation, molecular function: actin filament binding. Gene Ontology annotation, biological process: cell morphogenesis; barbed-end actin filament capping; actin cytoskeleton organization. Gene Ontology annotation, cellular component: cytoplasm; F-actin capping protein complex.